AUGGCAUCAUUCAUGCGUUACCUUUCCCCUAAAUUUGCAUUCAACAAGCACCCUUCUAAGGUCUUGUCUGAUGUCCCAACUGUGGUGACCAAGUUCUACCAGCACAUCCUUGCCCUGGUGUUUGCCAUUGAUGAGAUCAAUUAUAAUCCCAAUAUCCUGCCCAAUGUUACCCUUGGGUUCCACAUCUAUGACAGCUAUACUGAUUCUAGGAUGACCUAUCGCACCAUUCUGGACCUGCUCUUUAAAUCACAUCACUUUGUCCCCAACUACAAAUGUGGCACCCAGGAAAAUGUAAUUGGAGUCAUCGGUGGAUUCAGCUCUGAUACCUCCUCACGCAUGGCAGACAUCUUAGGUCUUUUCAAGAUUCCACAGAUUUCAUAUGGCUCUUUUCAACCAGCAGUCAAUUAUCAAAUCAAGUCCCCUUCCUUUUAUCGAAUGGUUCCUAGUGAAUAUUUUCAGUACAAAGGAAUUAUUCAACUCCUUUUGCAUUUCAAGUGGAAAUGGGUCGGCCUCAUUGCCCAGGAUGAUGAAGGUGGAGAACAUUUCUUGCAGACCAUAGAGCCAAUGCUUUCCAAAAAUGGAAUCUGUUCUGAAUUCACACAAAGAGUUCCAACAAAUGUGCGUUUCUCUGAAAAUGUGGUCAAAAUGUUGUUGGAUCGAUUAAAUAUUCUCCCAGCUGUUCUGGUGGGCAAAGCCAAUGCCGUUAUUGUAUCUGGAGAAAGUGCACCAAUCACAUGGUUGGCAAAUACUGUAGCAGCAAUCGAUUUGUAUCGAACAAGGUAUCGUCAAUAUACAUUUUCUGCUGUAAAGGUGUGGAUUACGACAGCCCAAAUUGAUUUCAGAGUCUAUAAACUUCAAAUGAUGAGUGAUAUGAUUAGCCGAAUGUUCCAUGGUUCAAUUUCCUUUACAAUUCACUCAAAGGAAAUUCAAGAUUUCCGGGCCUUUCUUCAGACAAUAAAUCCUUCCGAGGCAGAUGGAGAUGGUUUUAUCAACGAUUUCUGGGCAGAAGCAUUCAGUUGUUCUGUUUCAAAUUCUGCAGCUGGAUUUGAUAUUACAAACUUGAUCACGUUCCGUAAUAAAUCCUACGUCAGAGUGGAAGUGGGCACACUGGAUCCUCGCAAGCCUCCUGGGAAAGAGCUGACCAUUUUUGAGGACCGAGUCGAAUGGCACAAAGGCUUGAUUCAGGUACCACCCCUUUCAGUAUGCAAUGAUGAAUGCCGACCUGGUAAUGGCAAGAAAAAGAAGGAGGGGGAGAAAUUUUGCUGCUAUGAUUGUGCUCCAUGUCCAGAUGGGAUGUUCUCAAAUGAGAAGGGUAGGAGAUACAAAGAAACUUGUCUCAGAUGUCCAGAAGAUCAAUAUCCAAACAAAGCCAAGGAUCAAUGCAUUCUCAAGAUUCCAAAUUUCCUAGCAUAUGAUGACAUUUUGACAAUCAUUUCAACUUCCUUUGCACUUCUGUUGUCUCUGGUUACACUUCUAGUGCUUAGCAUCUUCAUCAAGCACCAGGACACUGCCAUAGUCAAAGCCAAUAAUAGAAGCCUCACCUACAUUCUCCUCAUCUGUCUCCUCUUAUCUUUCCUCUGCUCCUUACUGUUCAUUGGAAUGCCUAAUGAGGCAACAUGCCUUCUCCGACAAACUUCUUUUGGCAUCAUCUUCUCUGUGGCCCUCUCUAGCAUCUUGGCCAAAACCAUAUCUGUGGUCUUGGCAUUCAUGGCCACCAAACCAGGAUCCAGGAUGAGGAAAUGGUUGGGACAAAAAUUGGCUUAUUCCAUAGUUCUCUUCUCCUCCACCAUUCAGCUGGGCAUCUGCACUCUCUGGCUGACAACCUCUCCACCAUCCCCAGAUUUGGACAUGCACUCAAUGGCAGAAGAAAUAGUUUUUUUGUGUAACGAAGGGUCAGCUACUAUGUUCUAUUGUGUCUUGGGCUAUAUGGGCUUCCUGGCCAUUGUCAGUUUUACCGUGGCCUUCCUAGCCAGAAAGUUGCCAGACACUUUUAAUGAAGCCAAGUUCAUCACCUUCAGCAUGUUGGUCUUUUGCAGUGUUUGGCUGACUUUUGUUCCAACUUACCUGAGCACAAGAGGAAAAUACAUGGUGGCCGUGGAGAUCUUCUCUAUCUUGGCUUCAAGUGCUGGGUUACUUUGUUGCAUCUUUUCCCCCAAAUGCUACAUCAUUCUUCUGAGACCUGACCUGAACAAGAGAGAGCAAUUGAUACGAAAAAAGUUAUAA
Podarcis raffonei (Aeolian wall lizard) is the source of this 2223-nucleotide messenger RNA. Its product is annotated as vomeronasal type-2 receptor 26-like. The record is from RefSeq and is a predicted model, not a curated record. NCBI's taxonomy places the organism in Eukaryota, Metazoa, Chordata, Lepidosauria, Squamata, Lacertidae. Gene Ontology annotation, molecular function: G protein-coupled receptor activity. Bases 1 to 2223 code for a protein of 740 amino acids. Gene Ontology annotation, biological process: G protein-coupled receptor signaling pathway. The transcript has 6 exons. Gene Ontology annotation, cellular component: membrane.